This is a messenger RNA of Naegleria gruberi, 5806 nucleotides long. RefSeq lists its product as uncharacterized. The transcript has 2 exons. The record is from RefSeq and is a predicted model, not a curated record. Bases 1 to 5529 code for a protein of 1842 amino acids. Lineage: Eukaryota; Heterolobosea; Eutetramitea; Acrasida; Naegleriidae.
AUGUUAGGUUAUACUCCUCAGUAUUUAGCUCCUUCCACUUAUGAUGGAGGUAAUAGUAGUAAAAAACGUAAAUAUCCCGACAAGCCAUGGCAUCACAAAUUGAAGCCAAAUACAAGAGUUGAAUUGGUAAAUUAUAUUGUAGAAGUUACACAGGGAAAUGCCCAAGUGAUUCGGAAGAAGAUUUUCGAUUUGAUCAUUCAAUCACAAGCUGUUGAUGAUUUUGCUAGAGAUUUGGCUGAAUAUGCAUGCAGUAGCAAAAGUAACCUUUCUAUGGAUACGAUUAGAGACAGAGUGGAGGUCAUGUUGGAACGUGAUGUUAAUGCACUACCAACUCCAAAUCUAGCACACCGCUUGAAUCAAACUGUUAGGCCUUUAUUCAAUGAUAGUAAUGAUAUUGGGAUGAGUGUGAGAGCUAACCAAUUCAAUAAUGAAUUGUUUGAAAAGUUGGUGGAAAGGAAUAAGUUGUUCACUCAUUCUUCUGUCAAUAAUACUGAUGUAGAUAUUCCAGAAUUAAUGGAACAAUACAAGUAUUGUAACAAGCUGGCCAAGUUGUGGAUCAUGCAAGAUUUGACUCGAAGGAGAGAGGAACUCUCAAAAUCUAAACUGAAUGCAAUGCCUAAUGAACUGCAUGAUGAUCAACUAUUGCACAAUUUACCAUUUGAUUUGAUGUUUGAAAUUGUUUCAUACAUUCCAGUAGACAACAAGUCAAUUUGGUGGGCUCAAUUUCUCAAGUAUAGAAUUAUUUCUAAUUCCUUCAAGUUAAGAUUGGAACAAGAAAUUUUCACAAAAUUUAGUAAGGAAGGCAUUGACAUUUCUCACUUUGAUGAUAGCUUGUUAACAUUGGAAGGUCUGACCUGUUUAUUAGCAAGCCAUUCUCAAUAUGAAAAACAAGGAAAACAGUUUAAUGGUGACUUUAUUCGAUUACAUAUUACUGAAAAACAAACAGAAUUACAAAAAUUAACUGCCCCAAAAUUCAAUGGAAACAUUAUUCCUCCAAAUGAAGAAAGUAAUUCAAAUAUUGUUGAGACUCAGAUAUUUGACGAAGAAUACGUUGCUGAGGUAUAUUCUCAAUCUGCUAACCAAGAAAUUACUCCUCAAAGUCCUUUCCAGAGAAAUUUUAUCGCCAACAAAGAAUCAUUUGACAAUACACCAUUACCAUUUAUCAAUGAACAAUUUAAUUCCUUUGAGUGUGAAGAAUUUGAAAAUCCUUACAUUAAGUCCAUCACCAUUUCCAGUUCAAGAGAUUUUCACUUCAUUAUUCCUGGACUGGUCAAUCUGGAAGAGCUGACCUUAAUCGUUUCGACAGAGGAUUUUAUGUAUUUGUUCUCCAAGAUGUUUCAAACCAUUUCACAUCUCAAGCUAAAGAAGAUUGUACUAGUUUAUUAUGGAGUUGUUCCAGCAUCAUUUACAAGACUUAUUCUGGAUAAAGUUGAAAUGCUUGAUUAUGGAGGAAGUUUCUAUGUUUAUUCAGCCAUGGAUACAACAUUUAUUAGCAAUUUACGCAUAUCUUUGCCAAAUGUAAAUAUAAUUUGUGAAGGUAGAGUGUUAAAUAGAAGUAAUGAUUUUAGAGACUUGAAGGUUAUACCUUGUAGAAUUCAAAACUUUACUAACACCAAAUUUAUAUUGGAUAAUGGAUGGUAUAGACCUGUAGUACAACGAACCCGGUCAUACGCACAAGGAGAUGAAAAGUUUGCAACUAUUUUUAAUAAUGAUUGGUUUACAGUUAAGGAAAAGAAGGAGUUAUUGAACUAUUUUGUUGAUAGAUAUUCCUUUAACUGGAAAGAAGAGCUCAAAACCAGCAUCCAUCAAUCUCUCUUCCAAUACUAUAUUUACUUGUUAAAUAUUAAUCAGAAACAAUUUGAAUACAAUUCACCCACAAAAUAUGUAAAUGAACCAAAGAACAAACCAAACCUUUUGGAUUGUAUUGUGUGGGGUCUUGAUGUUUCAAAUUGCCCAGAACAAAUCCUUAGAUUAUGUACUAACUUUGGUAAAAUUGGCUUGAAAUUAGUUAUUGACAAGUUAGAAAAAGACCCUGAUUAUCUCACAAUUGAACAUAUGCGAAUUUUUUUUAAACAAGCUGCCCAUAACAGUGAUUAUUUGCACUUGUUAGUUCAACUAAUUCCCCACAUUAACAAUAGUGAGCAUUUAUUUGAUGUUUAUCAAAAGAAUGGAGAUAAGGUUAAUAUUCUGUUAUCUGUCAUUCCUAACAAUCCCAUUCUAGUUGAGCAUAUUAUAGAUAAUUUUGUUACUAGUGCAAAUCUUCAGAGUGAAUUGCAACAUGAGAAAUCUCCCAAAUCCCUUCUUCAAACUACAAUUCAAUCUCAACUCCCCAACUCUACAAUUCUUAAAAUUGCCCAGAAAAACCCUAAAUUGCUCUAUCAAAAAUCAAAAAAUGGUCGCAUUCCACUCCACUAUUGCUUUACUCCUCACAGAUAUCAAUUAAUUAAGCCAUUCCUUGAAAUGGCUCCUGAAACAUUUGAAUAUGAAGACGAAAAUGGUUUCAAACCUUAUCAUUUCGUUCAAGAACAUGAAUUAUCCGGUUAUGGACGUAUUUACGACAUUCUUUGGAUGGCUUUUAAACCAAGAACAAAGGAUAAUUGUCCUGUUGAACAUUCUUUGGAUGUGUUGCAUGUUAAACAAGAAGGUUCCUUGUUAAUGGUUUCAUACUUUUCUGAAGCCAAACCUCUUGCUGCCGCUAUUCUUACCUCUACUUCUUUUGAAUCUUAUUCUGACCGACAUGAAUUCAAAUUCAAAGCUGAAGACUGCUGUAAUGACCAGAUUGGUGGGAUGUCCAAUCUUCUCGUUCAAUUCUGUAAAGAAUAUCUUCGUAGUUCUUAUCAAACAAACCUAACAUUUCAAGAACUGUGCAGAAAAUAUGUUCAUAAAAGGGAUGCAUUUGGUUUUUCUCUGUUGCACCACUUUAUCUUUAAUGGAUUUACUGCAGAGAUUAUCUAUUUAGAAAGUAUCAUGGGAUCAUCUAUUUUUCCGAUGUUUUUGGAAAUCGAACAAAAGAAACUGGUAAAUAGCUCGAAAGAAGUUCUCUAUUCAACAAGCAAGAACUACUUUUUGAAGGAAAAGUGCAGAGAAAUGCUAACAGAGUACUGCCAAGUUUUGAAAGGUAAGGCAGGUUUUGAAGAUUUUGUUGCUCUUGAAUUGGAAAGAUUAUCUGAAAUCAGACUGUUGGGGGUUGCUACCGGAAACACAGAGUUCAAAACCAGGUUGUUGUAUCUUUAUAACUUUUUAACCAUUUCAGGAAAGCUCAUUUCUACAAAGAAUCCAACCCUUGGCUUGGCCAGUAAUCAAAAGAUUAGGGAAAGAAUAUUCAAUGUUGACCAAAACAAGUAUAUUGGAACCAAAAAUGUUGAAGAGAUCACCAGGUUCGAGAUUAUCAUUGGAUGUUUCUUAUUAUUCAAUUAUGGUCACUUGGGAGAUGAGAGAGUUGUAGAAAGAAAUAUUCUUUACAACUUAUGGAGGUCUUGCAUUGAAUUAGAUGCAAAAAGAACUCCAAGGGAAGAAAUCAAAACCUCAAAAGAUGCCACAUGUAAUCCCACGGAAGAACCAAGAACAUCAAAACAUUCAAAACAACCCUCAGAUCAAAUGGAAUUUAGCCAUAGCAAACCACUUGUUGAAACUCCAAAAAAAAAGCAAAAGAAAACCUCAGAGUCACCCAACACAACCCCAAAACUCACACCUCCUCCCUUGUUAAUAUCUACUCCAAACAUUUCUUCUGUAUCAACCAAUAUAUUGGAGCCAACAACUCCUACCUUAAAAGACUACAUACACUUGAAACAGCAAAUGAAUCUUUCAGACAAGUGCAUUACGUUUUUAAAGCAUUUCCCUGAAAAGUGCAGAGAGAGAGCAGAAGAUUACAUACGAAGCUCUGAUUGGAAUCAUUUUCACAGAGCUUUAGCAAUUUGGAGGCUAGUUAAUAAGAUGACUGGUGCACUUAAAUUUGAGUUUGAUUUCAAGACAAUAGAAGGCACUCUACUUUUUAUUGGGGAAUAUUUCUUUGAGUGUCUUUCAAAAUCUACCAAUUCAUUACUUAAAUCAUUUUUCAUUGUGAGACAGCUAGCUUAUUUACUAAGUGAUAAUCCAGAAAAUAGUUUAUUUAUUUUGAAUGCAGAAAAAUUAUCAGACAUUUUCAAAGAUGAAAAUAUAAUAUCAAAACUUUAUACAAGAUCAGACCUUAGAGGAAGAACUUUACAGUUUGAAAAUGAGUAUUAUCUCAACACUUCCUUAAUGAACGAAAAAUAUGCAUCCAAAAUGCUUUUCCAUUUGAAAUCUAACAAGAAAGUAUGUGAAUUGAGUGAAGAAUUGUUUAACAAAAAGACAUCAGAAACACAUGAAACUAAAGAGAAGUAUUUUGCCACUGUUGUCUAUCCUGUGAUCAAUGGAGGAGAUUUUGCUUUAUAUAGACAAUUAAACUAUCAAUUUAGAGAGGAGUAUGAAUUCUUAGUUCAGAAAUGGGUUGGCGGACAAUACCCAGAUUUUUCAUUGGUCUUCUUUUUCUUGAAGAAAAGUUUCUCGUUGCAACACUUGUUCAAAAUUUUAGGGAACUCUUGUGCAAUGUGGAAAAACAAUCAUAGCUCUUGUUUUUCUAAAAUUUUAGAGUUGAGUCGUUCUUAUAAUAUUAUAACCAAUAAUUUGAAAAACAUUGGAAAUUUAAUUUUGAAGGAAUUUUUCGGUGGAUCAUAUGUAUUUGAAAUAGAUUGCAGCAAUAACUUGGAAAUAAUGUGGACCCUUGCUUAUGGUAAUGCAGAGUCAGUGGAAAAUUUGACUCAAUAUUCUCAAUUGUUUGGACAAAAAGAUGAAAUAUUUGAAUCUUUAUCUUUGUGUCAGUCAUAUUUCUAUGAUGUUGUUUCAACAGGUUACUCACCUGAAAAUGAUGAAUCUGUUUUCAUGUUUCUGUGGGGGAAUUUGCUUGUCAAACAAAAGAAAAGUCAUGAAGUGCAACAGUUCGAUGUUUGCUGGGUGAAAAUGGAUAAACUGAAAGUCUCUUUGUAUUUAGGUGAGGCAAAGAACAAUACAUCAGAGAAUGCUCAAAACGUUUUUGAUGGGAAGGUGGACGAAUUGAGAUUGCCAUGUCCUAGAUAUCAAAUGCAGGAGAAAAAUUUAACAGUAGGUGUAUGGGAGAAAUCUUACAGGGACUUGAAAAUUUACAAAAUCACCAAUUUUACGGUGGAAAAAGAAACAGGAGAAUCGGUUAACACUCUUUCUGUAUUCUUUGUAUCUGACAGCAAAAAGGAUACAUUAGAUUUUGUAACAAACACUUUCAAAUUAACAUUGGAAGAAAAAGAAUUGGAUGUCGAUUCACCAAUUCUUGAAAAGAAAGAUCUCUCUUUGUGUGACAUAAGUACUGUCAACUCUGUCAGAUUUAAGAAUGGGAAUGGAAAGUUUAUAAUUGCUAGCUCUCUUUUAAAAUCACCAAGGACCACCAAAGAAGAUGGUAUUCCAGAUAGAGUUGUUGUAAAAGAAGAUGGUCGGUUGUUGUUUGUUAUGGACCUUAACUACCAAAAAGAAAAAAAAUAACUUAACUUUAUUAGUUGGUAGAAAAUUUAAGCAAAGAGAGUAUAAUUUCCUGACUCUUGUAUUUAUUAAAUACAGUAUUACCUUGAAGUAUUGUUAAUACUUUAAUACGGAGAAAAUCUCCUUAAAAUGAGAUUUUCUCCUAAGGUCCAAAUAAGGGUAGGAUUCACACAACCUUAAACGAAAAGACAUCAUCUACUAAGUUUAUUAUUUAAACAAUGAAUGGUGGAAUAUGAGCAAUUAAUAUAGUUUGAAAUAAACACACCAAGAAUAAAACAAA